Messenger RNA from Dichomitus squalens LYAD-421 SS1, 422 nucleotides. RefSeq lists its product as uncharacterized. NCBI's taxonomy places the organism in Eukaryota, Fungi, Basidiomycota, Agaricomycetes, Polyporales, Polyporaceae. The record is from RefSeq and is a predicted model, not a curated record. The transcript has a single exon. The annotation marks the transcript as partial.
AUGGCAUCCACAGUCUCCUCUACUGGCCAAGCUGCCUCAAAGAAAACCCCUGCCGUCGACCCGGCUCCCCAUAUGUCUCCCUCCAGCUCUACUAGUUCCGAUGUAUCUAUGGCCCGCUCCAUCUCGCCCCUCCCCACCCUCAACGUCCCCAGCGACACUCAAAUCUCCGCUACGCCCGCCGGCCUCUACACGCAGCCCGACGGCCCUGGCCUUUCCACCCAGGCCCGCCUCCACAAUGCGGAGGCAUCUGCACUCGCCUUCAACCUUGCGGCCGAGGCCGCGCUUCUGCCUCAUGGCCCCCUCCCCUCUGCCUCGCCUGCCCCGCCUGUCUCCGGACUCGGCGAACUGGACCGGUACUUCCGGUCCCUCAGUGCCCAUUUCACUCCCCUCUCUCAGCCCGCUCCGGACUCCCCGCUCCCGGC